UCGCCUUCACGCCUUAACUUCCAACACCUCCAGCUCAAAAAUCGAAUGUAGAACAGGGGAAGCGAUGUUACGACAUCCAGUGUGGGGAGCCAUCUGCUUGCUCGCCGUCUUGCUGGUCCUGUGCACAGACAAGCUCUGCACGGACGCCAGGCCGUCCGCCUACGCGCUCCUGGUCGACGACGACGACGAGGACGACGGCGACGGCUCCGGCUCGUCGUCUUUCUCCUUCUCCUCCCCGCACGAGACGCCGGACGAACUGGCAUUCGGGUUCUACGACGGGACAUGCCCCAGCGCCGAGGCGAUCGUCGCGUCCACCGUGCGGGAGCUCUUCGCGGCCGACGCCAACGUCGCCGCCGCGCUCGUCCGCCUCUUCUUUCACGACUGCUUCGUCCACGUAAGUACGAACCGAACUCCGUGUUCUGCAGAUCAAGAUAUCUCUUCUGCCUGCACGCGCGCGCUCACGUACGCACACGGCAAGACGCUGUGCUCUGUUUUCUUUUCGUCCCUGGACGCGCCGUUGCAGGGCUGCGACGCCUCGGUGCUCCUGGACCGGAUCGGCGGCGGCAAGUCGGAGAGGGACGCCGCCCCGAACCGCUCGCUGCGAGGCUUCGGCGCCGUCGACAAAAUUAAGGCGAGACUGGAGAAGCAGUGCCCGGGGACCGUCUCCUGCGCCGACAUCCUGGCGCUGGCCGCGCGGGACAGCCUCGUACUGGUGGGCGGGCCGACCUACCCAGUGCUCACCGGCCGCCGAGACAGCGCCGGGAGCUUCUACGACGACGUGAACAUCCCGGCGCCGAACGCCACCUACGCCAUGACGCUCAGCGCGUUCGCCCGCCGCGGCUUCACCGAGCGCGAGACCGUCGCGCUCUUAGGAGCACAUAGCAUCGGGAAGGUGCAGUGCAGAUUCUUCAGGGACAGGAUCUACAACUUCGCCGGGACCGGCGAGCCGGACGACUCCCUGGACGCGGACAUGGUCGGCGAGAUGCGGGCCGUGUGCAGCGGAGACGGCGCGGCGCCGAUGGAGAUGGGGUACUACCGGCAGGGCCGGGAAGUGGGGUUCGGCGCGCACUACUACGCGAAGCUCCUCGCGGGGCGGGGCAUCCUGCGCUCGGACCAGCAGCUCACGGCGGGGAGCACCGUGCGGUGGGUGCGCGCGUACGCGGCCGGGCAUCGCGGCGAGGAGGCUUUCCGCGAGGACUUCGCGCACGCCAUGGUUAAGCUGUCCGCGCUUGCGCCGCUCAAAGGGUCGGCCGGGCAGGUCCGGGUCAGCUGCUCCAAGUCCGUUGAGUAGGAGCCGUGAGGGCUUUUUGUCAGCGCCGGGGAUUCUAACUCGGUCUGAGAUUGGAUCACAUACGAAUUGUAGCAAGGUUUACGGUGGUUCAUAGGAUUCUCGCCGGCGAGCUCAUCUCCUAGCUAGGUCUCUCACGGUCUCACUCUCACCUACUCCUUUGCCACACACUUCUGUCAGGGUGUUGAACGUGACAUAUGUGUAUUAAUCUUUCUAUAGUCUCUAGCCUAGUUGACUUCUAGAAAUACGAUAGAAUUAGUUGGCUUGUCACGCAGAACAUAUCGUGUAUAUAUUGUGAACAACUCUCAGGAAUACAAUUGAGUUGCAUCUCA
Molecule: messenger RNA, 1620 nt
Organism: Triticum aestivum (bread wheat)
Lineage: Eukaryota; Viridiplantae; Streptophyta; Magnoliopsida; Poales; Poaceae
Product: putative Peroxidase 48
Exons: 2
Coding region: 65-1291 (408 amino acids)
Biological process (GO): hydrogen peroxide catabolic process; response to oxidative stress
Molecular function (GO): heme binding; peroxidase activity
Source: RefSeq, a predicted model, not a curated record